This is a messenger RNA of Paraphaeosphaeria sporulosa, 1641 nucleotides long. RefSeq lists its product as uncharacterized. Gene Ontology annotation, cellular component: transcription factor TFIIH holo complex. The transcript has 2 exons. Bases 188 to 1423 code for a protein of 411 amino acids. The record is from RefSeq and is a predicted model, not a curated record. NCBI's taxonomy places the organism in Eukaryota, Fungi, Ascomycota, Dothideomycetes, Pleosporales, Didymosphaeriaceae.
UCAACCUUCUUCAACAUCACUCCUCUUGAAUGUUAGCCAACGAGCAGAUGUGAAUCGGCUACUCCCUGCUUGCUCACCUGUUCUCGUAGAAUGCAGCCUGAGUCCACCGAUUUGCUUAUAAAUUUGCAGCCGUUCAUCCCACCGUGAGCACUUCGAACAAGCGGUAAAACAUCACUCCACAUUCACCAUGGACAACGCAGCCGGCAACUCGUUUCCUACCGACCGCGAUCGCGAUACUGCCGACGUUGACACCCCAAUGGAUGGCUCCGAGAGCGAUAACGAGAUCUUCGAGGAUGUCAUGCCGCAGCGCACCGAAGCGAACGAGAUUCCCGCCAACGUGCACGACGUCUCCAUUAAUGUCGACCUCGACAUGGACAGCCCGCACGUCCAGAACUUCAGCCAUACCGAUGAUCUUCCUACUCCGCCCGAGUCAUCCUUCGCACCUUCGGUUCAAACCGCGCCUUCAGUGCACAAGGCUGCGCCGCUGCCGCGUCCGCGGAAACACCCGCUUCUUUCGGGCGGUCAGAAAGAGAUGUCUCUGAUCUUCUAUCUCGAUCGGGCGCUGGAACACGUAGGGAAAAGGGCUACCAACAGACAUGUGAAAGAGCUGUUGCCGGGAGAGGUGGCAGGAUACAAGAGCUUCGCAGAGGUUGCAAAGGACCUAGACCCGCUUAUCGAUGUGGUCUGGGUCAGCAGUACACCUACACUCCAGCUCCCAUAUCUCAUCAGUAUCACCGUGGCAGCUAUCAAUUGCAUUCCCAUGUUCCCGCCAUUGCCCCGCACCACACUCAACUUCCUCUCUAAACUCGAUACUGCGCUUGCUGCUCUUCUCAGCGGCUCGGAUCCCGACACCAAUGAACCGUUGCCCGGGUUCAAGGACAAUCGCGGCAUCUCGACGACCGACAAGGUCCGCGUGAAAGGCAUUGUUGAGCGCGCGAGAAGCACAGCCACUAAGCAUCUCGUGGGGCAAGAAGGCGAAGACGCCCCAGAGGUCAACAGGAAAGCGGACCACGCGGGCAAUAACGAGGAUGGCUUCGUCAAAUUUGAAGGUUUCGAAAACUCGGACGACAGCGACGAUGAGGAGGAAGCCUACAAAAGGGACUCGAGGGAUGUCGCGCACGUGUUUGAGAAGACGGUCGUAGAGCUCGGGGACAUGUUGGGAGGUGACCCGAUCGGCAUUGUGACAGACGAGGAGCAGGAUAUGCGCAGGCAACUUGAGGAGGACGCUGCAGCCAUGAAAGAACGGGCUGCAUUCGAAGCGGAAGACCAGGGGGUGAUGGAGUUUGAGAAUGAAGAAGAGGCGAUGGCUGAGCAGCGGCAAUAUGUGGAAGACUCGCGGAAAGAGUUUGAGGACGAGGUCCAGUGGUCUGGUGAGCCACAUAACUUUGCAGCUCAUAACGUGUAUGCAGAGAAACCCAAAUAGGAAAGCUAUCUCUCUCGGGGAGGCAAGAACGGAGUAUUCAGUAUCGGUUCCACAGUACAUACCCAUAUAGUAGCCUAAGUUCCCGCAGGAAUCACUAUCAGGUACCUAUCUGACUGGCGAAGGCUCCAGUUUAUAUCCGGCUUUUAUCUUGCCACGGGAGGCUGUCUGGUGAUGUACGAUUCGGUAUCUCUUUACUUCUCAAUCUAUCGUCUUACUGU